Molecule: messenger RNA, 4837 nt
Organism: Melopsittacus undulatus (budgerigar)
Lineage: Eukaryota; Metazoa; Chordata; Aves; Psittaciformes; Psittaculidae
Gene: ATG9A
Product: autophagy related 9A
Exons: 14
Coding region: 71-2626 (851 amino acids)
Biological process (GO): protein localization to phagophore assembly site; nucleophagy; autophagy of mitochondrion
Cellular component (GO): phagophore assembly site; autophagosome
Source: RefSeq, a predicted model, not a curated record
GAGCGGGCGGGGCCCGAGCGGGCUGGGCCGGGGGCCGGUGGCGGCGGAGGCUGCGGUGGGCGGCCCUGCCAUGGCCCACUUCGAGACCCAGUACCAGCGCCUGGAGAGUUCCUCCACCGAGUCCCCGCCCGGCGGCGGCGACCUGCUCGUCCACGUCCCCGAGGGCGCCAAGUCUCCGUGGCAUCACAUCGAGAACCUGGACCUCUUCUUCUCUCGCGUCUAUAACCUGCAUCAGAAGAAUGGCUUCACUUGCAUGCUCAUUGGAGAGAUCUUUGAGCUCAUGCAGUUCAUCUUUGUGGUGGCAUUCACCACCUUUCUUAUCAGCUGUGUUGAUUACGACAUUCUUUUUGCCAACAAAGCAGUAAAUCACAGCCAGCAUCCCAGUGAACCCAUUAAGGUGACUCUGCCAGAUGCUUUCCUGUCUCCAGAUGUCUGCAGUGCAAGAAUCCAGGCAAACAGCUUCCUCAUCUGCAUCCUGGUGAUAGCUGGGGUUUUCUGGAUCCACCGACUCGUCAAGUUUAUCUACAACAUUUGCUGCUACUGGGAGAUUCACUCUUUCUACAUCAAUGCCUUGAAAAUCCCCAUGUCCACCCUGCCAUACUACACGUGGCAGGAGGUGCAGGCUCGCAUCGUGCAGAUCCAGAAGGAGCACCAGAUCUGCAUCCACAAGAAGGAGCUGACGGAGCUGGACAUUUACCACCGCAUCCUCCGCUUCAAGAACUACAUGGUGGCCAUGGUGAACAAGUCACUGCUGCCUAUCCGCUUCCGCCUGCCCCUGCUGGGAGACACCGUCUUCUACACACGGGGGCUCAAGUACAACUUUGAGCUCAUCUUCUUCUGGGGGCCUGGUUCCCUCUUUGAGAACGAGUGGAGCCUGAAGGCUGAGUACAAGCGGGCUGGGAACCGCCUAGAGCUGGCUGAGAAGCUCAGCACUCGCAUCCUCUGGAUUGGCAUUGCUAACUUCCUCCUCUGCCCCCUCAUCCUCAUCUGGCAGAUCCUCUACGCCUUCUUUAGCUACACAGAGAUCCUGAAGCGGGAGCCGGGUAGCCUGGGUGCCCGCUGCUGGUCUCUCUACGGCCGCUGUUACCUCCGUCACUUCAAUGAGCUGGACCAUGAACUGCACUCACGCCUCAGCAAAGGGUACAAGCCAGCUUCCAAGUACAUGAACUGCUUUAUCUCCCCGCUCCUCACCAUCGUGGCCAAGAAUGUGGCCUUCUUUGCUGGCUCCAUCCUGGCUGUGCUCAUCGCUCUCACCAUCUAUGAUGAGGAUGUGCUGGCGGUGGAGCACGUUCUCACCACGGUCACCCUGCUUGGGGUGGGCAUCACAGUGUGCAGGUCUUUCAUCCCUGACCAGCAUCUGGUAUUUUGCCCAGAGCAGCUGCUGCGAGUCAUCCUGGCACACAUCCACUACAUGCCUGACCACUGGCAGGGCAAUGCCCACCGCUAUGAAACCAGGGACGAGUUUGCCCAGCUCUUCCAGUACAAAGCGGUCUUCAUACUGGAGGAGCUCCUGAGCCCCAUCAUUACACCCCUGAUCCUCAUCAUCUGCCUGCGACCCAAGUCCUUGGACAUUGUGGACUUCUUCCGCAACUUCACUGUGGAGGUGGUGGGUGUGGGUGACACCUGCUCCUUUGCCCAGAUGGACGUGCGCCAGCAUGGCCACCCCGCGUGGAUGUCAGCAGGAAAGACGGAGGCCUCCAUUUACCAGCAGGCUGAGGAUGGCAAGACAGAGCUGUCCCUCAUGCACUUUGCCAUCACCAACCCCAAGUGGCAGCCACCCCGCGAGAGCACGGCCUUCAUUGGCUUCCUGAAGGAGCGGGUGCACCGGGACAGCAGUGUAGCACUGGCUCAGCAAGCUGUGCUCCCUGAAAAUGCCCUCUUCAGCUCCAUCCAGUCCUUGCAGUCGGAGUCAGAGCCACACAGCCUGAUUGCCAAUGUAAUAGCAGGCUCCUCAGCACUGGGCUUCCACAUGGGCCGGGACGGACAGGCCUCCCGCCACCUCUCCGAAGUGGCCUCGGCCCUGCGCUCCUUCUCCCCUCUCCAGUCUGCCCAGCAACCUCCCAGUGGCUUCCAGACAGCAGGAAGGGAUGGAGAGGGAGCCCAGCCUCGUGGCGCCAGUGCCAUGACAGCCUCUGGUGCUGAUGCAAGGACUGUGAGCUCAGGGAGCAGCGCCUGGGAGGGUCAGCUGCAGAGUAUGAUCCUGUCGGAGUAUGCCUCCACCGAGAUGAGUCUCCACGCACUCUACAUGCAUGAGCUGCACAAGCAGCAAGCUCAGCUGGAGCCUGAGCGGCACACUUGGCACCGUCGUGAGAGCGAUGAGAGCGGGGAGAGUGCCCAUGAGGAGGUGGACACUCAGCGUGGUGCCCCCGUCCCCAUCCCUCGCUCUGCCAGCUACCCCUUCUCCUCAUCGCGGCAGCCUGCUGAGGAGACAGCCACGCUGCAGACUGGCUUCCAGCGGCGAUAUGGUGGCAUCACAGACCCAGGCACAGUACACAGAGCCCCAUCACACUUCUCCCGCCUCCCUCUGGGAGGCUGGGCUGAGGACGGGCAGUCAGCAAGACACCCAGAGCCUGUACCAGAGGAGAGCUCAGAGGAUGAGCUUCCACCACAGAUCCACAAGGUAUAGCCUUGUAGACUGGGGAUCUGACAGGGGUUGCAGACUGGGAGCCGCCUGGGCAGCAGGAUGUGGCGUCAGCCUGAUGCUUCUUCUGUCCUGAGUGGACAGGAUUGUCCCAGGCUCCGUUUUGUUGCCAUCAGUUGCUGAAGAGACAAAACUGCCCAGCCAGUGGCUUUGCGGCGGCACCUCAUGUCCAGCCGUGUGUCCAGUCAACGCCACUCUGACUCUUGUGGGGUGAAUGUGUGUGUGAGUACAUACCUGUGUCUGUGGUCACAUCUGUGUCGUCCGUGUCGGAGGAUUGCUGCAGAACCUGCGAAAGCUGGUGUCACAGGACUAGCAGUGGGAAGCUGUGGACUGGCUUGAAGGUGGCUGCUAUUCCAAGGGAUGUGAGAUGGCCUCAGCUCCAGCUAUCCACUCAGAGCUGAGACUGGCCACCUAAAUGAAGGCAGGAGCUGUUGAAGGAGGUCUAAUUUGGCCUACAGCCCUGAGGAGGUGCCCAGCACCGUGUUCACCCUCCCAGAGAGGACCACCAUUGUGCCCCUCAGCCUGGACCAGGACAGCAGUGGGGCAGUUGCCUACCCCUCUGCCUCAGCACCCUGCAGAGAGAUGAGCUCCGGCUGCUGCUGGUGUGGAUAGGGGUGGGAUCUAGAGCUGGUGGGAACAGCUCUGGCUGGGAUGCAGGGAUGCUGCAGCUCUUCCCUAGCUCCCACAACAGCUGGACCAACCCCUGCACCCAAGGAAGGGUCAGUGGGGUGAAAGUUCUGGGUCCCUAACAUUCCUCCCAGCGGGCCACCUCAUGCCAUAUCUCUGGGCUAGGGCAGCAGCAUCCUCCCCACUGCAUGGCACCCAUGGGAUGUGGGCUGCCUGUGGGCUCUCCUGCAGUGCCAAAGAGACCUUAGUGCAGGGCAGCUGGCAUCUCCCACCCUGAAGGCCUUGUGCUCUGUGUGCUGGUGCCCUUCCCAGGCAUGCUAAAGGUCUUUGCCCCAUGCACAGGCUGUGGUGUGUUGGGUCUGUCCUCCUGAUGCAGCUGUUUCUGUGGUUUUGGGCCUUUCCUCUUCCCAAGCAAAGGUUUCAGUGUCUCGCAUCUCACCUGGGGGCUCCCAGCUCCUCUUUCCUUCCUGAAGCCAUCCUUUUGCUUGCAACAUGGCUUUGGCUGCUAUGGAGGCCAUAUCUCAAGCAGCUGGCUGGUGCCUGCUGGAGCAAGGAGUCCCCUCAACCUGGGAGCAAGUGGCAAACCCCAGCCUGGCCUUGGUGUGGCUAAUGGGGGAUCAGGAUGCCGGCUGUGCAGCAUGGCCUUGGACAAGCUGUUCCCACCAUUGUUCAGGUUCCCAUCUCUUCCAGUGGCAGCUUGUGAGGAUCUGCAUCCCAACUAACCCCUGCUAGGCUUUGCUUUCCCCUCCCUCCCUUUUCUCCUUGCCUUGCACAAGGGCUGUUUGCUUUUGCCAUGCCCUCUGAGGGCACUGCAGGUUCUUCCUUCCUGGAGUCCAGGGCCUCCUCUCUUCUCCCUGCCAGGAGUUUUGCGCUCUGCCCUUUGAGCCUGUGCAGGGUGGUGCUGGUGAGCUGUUGGCUCCCCGGGGUAUGUGUACCAAGUGCACAGGGCAUGAGCAGGGCUGGGGUGUUCAUAAAGAAGGCUCUUUGGGGGUGGUGAACUCCCUGCUGCAAUGGGGAGACACAGACUGGAGCUGCAACUGCUCUGAUGUCUGUAGGAGUCCAAGUGGAGCGUGUUAAAGCAGAGCUUGGGGGGAUUCAGCUCUUUGCUGCUGGGGUCAGGUCUGAGCGGAGCCAGGGGUCUGUGGACCUGGGUGCUGCUGGGGUCCUCUCACAGAGGGGCAGCUGGGGCUUAGCACUGUCACGGCAGAGGGAAACUGAAAGCAAAUCUGGCAGUGCGUUUGCCCGUGGGAACCCAGGCUUUCCCCUGCCCUCUAGGCUGCCACUCUGCCUGGAGCUGAGCAGAAGGCGGGCAGUGCCCAGGAAUUGGGGGGAAGUCUGGGCCUCUCCCUGGGCUAGUAGGACAGAGCGGCCGGGCGGGAGCGGGCCAGAGUCCUUGCCGCAUGUUGUGCUUGUGACGUCGGUGUCCCCAUGUGCAUGGCGAGCCGCCCACCCUCACCUCCUCCCGGGGCGUGCGGGCGCGGGGGACCCUGGAGCGCGUGGUACCGCACCCCCCGCGCCCUUGCUGUACAGCUGUAUGGCCGUCUAAUAAAGAUGGGGUGUAUCAUCCCU